GAAAGGAUCAAUAGGCGGCGAGUUUUCGCGUUAGGGCGACACAGAAAGAAGAUUUCUUGCUAUCCGUGAGUUUUGAGAGUUUUACAGUCUUCCUCCUCAGUUCCUUUUACAUCCAUCCAGAGCACAGCUACUACUAGCUUUCUCUACAAUGGCGGAUGAUAGCUUCGCUUCCCAUAAAAGAGACCCUAUCAAGUCCUCAGUUGGGACUGUUGCGGCGCAAAAGAGGCGGCAAAAUGCGGUUACGGUGGGGAAGGAGAGGAGGGAAUCGUUGGUGCGAGCCAAGAGAUUAUGCAGAGUGGGGACUAGCGGCGAGACUGAUGUUUCUGCUGAAAACGAUAUGAUGAUUGAUGAAGAGCAGUCGAUUUUGGAGGCCCAAACUGCUUCAGCUGUAGAGGAAUUGAAGUCUGCCAUUGCUUACCAGGGAAAGGGUGCAAUGCAGAAGAGGGUGAAAGCACUUCGUGAACUGAGGCGUUUAUUGUCAAGAUCUGAGUUUCCUCCUGUUGAAGCUGCUCUUAAAUCUGGAGCUAUACCCUUACUUGUGCAGUGUCUUUCAUUUGGCUCUCCAGAUGAACAGUUGCUUGAGGCAGCCUGGUGUCUUACAAAUAUAGCAGCUGGAAAACCAGAAGAAACAAAAGCACUGUUGCCUGCAUUACCUUUGCUUGUUGCUCACCUUGGAGAAAAAAGUUCUCUCCCUGUUGCUGAGCAGUGUGCGUGGGCAUUGGGAAACGUAGCUGGUGAAGGAGAGGAGUUGAGAAAUGUUUUGCUAUCUCAAGGAGCCUUACUACCUCUUGCAAGAAUGAUGCUGCCAAACAAAGGUUCCACUGUGAGAACAGCUGCUUGGGCAUUGUCAAACCUUAUCAAGGAAGCAGCAUGGGUUCUAUCAAACAUAGCUGCUGGUUCCAUUGAGCAUAAGCAGCUGAUAUAUUCUAGUGAAGCACUGCCUUUAUUGUUACGCCUUCUUUCUCUGGCACCUUUUGAUAUAAGAAAGGAAGUGGCCUAUGUCUUGGGAAACAUCUGUGUUGCCCCAACAGAAGGUGAUGGUGGAAAGCCAAAUCUGAUUGUGGAGCACUUGGUUUCCCUUGUUCAGAAAGGGUGCCUCUCUGGUUUCAUUGAUUUGGUCAGAUCUGCUGAUACUGAGGCUGCAAGACUAGGACUUCAAUUUAUGGAGCUGGUAUUAAGGGGAAUGCCAAACGGAGAGGGUCCAAGGCUUGUUGAACGAGAAGAUGGGAUUGAUGCCAUGGAAAGAUUCCAGUUUCAUGAAAAUGAAGACUUGAGAAAUAUGGCGAACGGUUUAGUUGAUAAAUAUUUCGGCGAGGAUUACGGCCUUGACGAGUAAGGGUAGGUAAUGACUCCAGGGAUCCCACCUCCAUCCCUCCCCUCUCGCAAUCUUUCUUGGAAUUUUCUUCUCAAUCAUUUGUGGUAUGUAAAAUUGUUCUUAGAAGAAUGCUAAGGUUAUUUUCUCUAAUCCUCUUGUUUAACACUUUUUAUGUAAUUAAGAUAUGUGUAACAUAAAUUUAAUGUAUUUGA
Messenger RNA from Rubroshorea leprosula, 1527 nucleotides. NCBI's taxonomy places the organism in Eukaryota, Viridiplantae, Streptophyta, Magnoliopsida, Malvales, Dipterocarpaceae. The record is from the annotation of a GenBank genome assembly.